CAGUAGCCAUAAAAACAUAUCAUUAAUGCGUUUGAGCUUAAUGUUCAAAUUACACGUAAUAAUUCUGUCUGAGCCAAACCAAAGCUGCAUUUCAAGAAAUAUUUUAAUAUGGAUUUUAAAGACACAAAUUCACUCCUUCAAAAUAAGGGCACUUAGUAGGUAGCCUAUCCAGGCUGUGCUCGCACGGCGCCAUUUUCCCUGGGAGGGUAUGAUAACAGAAUCAUACUGCCAACGUGCACUAUUAAGGGCCCUAGAAAUCUGUUUUACGAAGUGAUAUAAAAUAUGGAUUCGGCGUCGACCAGCUCUAAACUCAUCUAUAAAAUGUCUACUGAGGAUAUCACAAAACUGAUACAGCUGCGGUCGAGCAACUCAGCGCUUUUUGACGGGAGGAAAAAUUCGUCUAAAACAGCCUGGAGUGCAAUACUCAGAGAAAUGGGGCUUGAGGAAAAGAUGACAACUGAGCAGAUUGCCAAAAAGUGGGAAAACCUGAAGGCAAGAUACAAGGAUGCAAAAUAUCCUCCCACCGGUGUGGAGAAGAACCCCACCUGCUGGAAAUGGUUUAAUCUCAUGGACGAUGCUCUUGGUGAGGAGUUUGAUGAAAAGGUCAGCCAGCAGGUGAUCACAUCUGAAGCCAACAGCGAUAACGCACCACAUCCUAGUAAGAAACUACGGCAGAUUAAAGUCGGAGGGGAAAUAUUGGAAUUCCUGGAAGAGGAAGGAACUUCGGUGAAUGUGCCGCCGGCCUCCAGGCCACAUCUGACUAAGAGGGCAAGACAGAAAGGCAAGCAGACGAAAGAAAGUCACUCGUUGGACAUAACGAGAACCAAACUUCAAAAAGAAAGACAGCUUCUGGAAAAGGAGCUCGGAGGACUGGACAGAGAAAAGGCCCUUCUCGAGCGGGAAAGGGCCCUUGCCGAUCGGGAAAGAGCGGCACUUCAGCGGGACAGAGCCCAGGUAGAGAAGGACAAAGCUGCGGUUAACAGAGACAAAGCUGCUUUGGAACAGGACAGAGCCCGACUGCAGAAAGACAGAGAGGCUCUGGCGAGGGACAGAGUGGCCCUCGAAAGAGACAGAAGGUCGGCGCACAUCACCAAUCACGUGAAAAGCAGUUCAGGAUGCAACGGGCUGGACUGUCCGCACGAAAAGAACAGAGAACGCUUAAUAUUCUUACUAGAAAAAGUGAUCGAAAAAAUCUGAAGCAGGUCUGAGAAGAGGGCAAACUUCAGGGAAAAAAACAGAUGCUGCGAUGAGUUGAACAAGUCGUGGGUCGUUUAAAUGGAUGAGUUCUGCUAAUAUUACAAUGAUCAAUUUUUUCAAUCCAAAAUCAAAUGCAUUUGUUUGAAUGCACGCAGUCUAGAAUGAAUUCAGUGUACAAAUAUUUUUGAGAUUUUGUUCAUUUGUAAAAGUUGAAAGGAACGUGAGUGUGAUGGAGUACAAUAACAGUGUCUGUAAGUAAAGUAUACCAUUUGUGCCACACAAUAAAUGUCAAAACAAGACGGUCCACCUUUUAGUUAUUUAGAAGCUUAGAUCUUUGCUGAAAAGUAGAAUGCUGUUUAAUGACCGGUCCUAUUGUAGAGACAACUUACCCCACAUAGAAUUUUACAAACACUAUCGUUUUUUUUAGCCAUUCAUUUUUUCAUGAGACUUUAUGGUUUACGUCUAAACACGUUUUAGGUUUGUGGUUUUCACAAAUAACCAUACGCUAAAAAACAUAAACCAGAAAAACUUCACUUUUGUUUACAAAACAUGGUAUGAUGAUGGUAUCAUACAUAUAUGGUAAUUGUAAAUAUUGCAGAUACACAUUUGUAAUAAAAUCUAUUUUCAAA
This is a messenger RNA of Puntigrus tetrazona (Sumatra barb), 1826 nucleotides long. RefSeq lists its product as uncharacterized. The transcript has 4 exons. The record is from RefSeq and is a predicted model, not a curated record. Lineage: Eukaryota; Metazoa; Chordata; Actinopteri; Cypriniformes; Cyprinidae. The coding region runs from base 283 to 1197 and encodes 304 amino acids.